Panicum virgatum (switchgrass) is the source of this 1225-nucleotide messenger RNA. RefSeq names its product mediator of RNA polymerase II transcription subunit 7a-like. Gene Ontology annotation, biological process: regulation of transcription by RNA polymerase II. The record is from RefSeq and is a predicted model, not a curated record. The transcript is spliced from 7 exons. Gene Ontology annotation, molecular function: transcription coregulator activity. Bases 440 to 955 code for a protein of 171 amino acids. NCBI's taxonomy places the organism in Eukaryota, Viridiplantae, Streptophyta, Magnoliopsida, Poales, Poaceae. Gene Ontology annotation, cellular component: core mediator complex; mediator complex.
GAAGUAACAGGCGCAUCAGCCCGCGACACCAUCCAUCCGUCGGUGGCACACCACCCUUCUCUCCCUCUUCCUCUCCCUCUCCAUUAGCUCGCGCGCGCGUAGGGUUUCCUGCACCAGUCGCCCCUCGCGCCGCCGCCGAGGCCGAGCACGCCGGACCGCGGGACUGCUUCGGGGCGCCGCCGACCGCGCGCGGCUCUCCUCCCGCCUCGGGCGACGGCCCUCCGCCAGGGUAGGCUGACGCCCCUCCGCCAGGCUCGCCCGACCGCAGCAAGGCGCCGCCGCCGCCGCAUCAGUACUCCUCUAGGCCGUGAAAGGUGACUUCUAAGGUUUUCUACACUGGCACCUUCGUCUACGGCUUCCUGCUCACCGCCGGAAGCUACUCAGUACAACUUCCGUGUGAAACGAGCGAAGCGAGAAACCAAGCAUAAGCAGGAUUGCAAUGGCCACAUCAGCAUACCCUCCACCUCCUCCAUUUUACCGACUUUACAAGGAUUACGAGCAGGAUCCCUCAUCUGCACCAGAACCUCCACCGCCAAUUGAUGGAAAAUAUGAAGUAUUUGGUGUUACGCGCGAAAUAAAUGAGGUGUUGCCAAGCUUGGAGAGUCAAGGUAUCCGUCAGCUUUAUCCAAAGGGCCCCAAUAUUGAUUUCAAGAAGGAGCUAAGGACCCUCAACAGAGAGCUUCAAUUGCAUAUUUUGGAGCUGGCAGAUAUUUUAGUGGAGAGACCAUCUCAGUAUGCUCGCAGGGUAGAAGAUAUUUCAGUCAUAUUCCAGAACUUACACCAUCUGCUCAAUUCCCUACGGCCUCAUCAGGCAAGGGCCACAUUGAUUCACAUGCUUGAGAGCCAAAUUCAGCGUCGCAAGCAGGCAAUUGAAGAUAUAAAACAGAGGAGAGAGGAAGCGCAAAAGCUGCUUGGCGAAUCACUGCUUGUCUUAGACGGAAGCCAAACUAAUUAGGCUGAUGCCAAUUUGGCUGUUACAAGACAAUUAAGUGCUCUGAGUUAAAGAGAUCUAAAUAAUCCUUAGAUUCAAUAGCUUGCGGAGCAAACCAAGAGACGCGUUGAGAUAUUUCUGGUUUGUGGUAUCUGUUGGGGCCUUUUGGUAUUUUCAACUUUGAUCACUGAAUCUUGUACAUGCUUUAAUGGUCAAUGCUAACUUGCUUAACUGUGAUGUUUACGUUCUGUACUUUUUCUCAGUUGGAGAUUGUUGAAUUAAUUUGUAGUCUUA